UGUCUAACUUUGAAAAAAGGUGUGAAACAUAAUUAGUUCAUUUAAUGAUAGAAAAGACAGGGAGGAUAAUUUUGAAUUAUUUAAGCAAACAUUUCCACUAAGGUAAAUAAGUUUAACGAACAAAACCAAUAAGAUUUUAGGGAUAAAUGUCUAAACCGUGUAAUCCAUAUGAUCCACUCGAGAUGUUUGUUAAAGGAAUAUUAUAUAUUUGUGCUCACUGGAAAUAUGGACGAUGAGCAAUUCCGGACUGAGUCAUUUUAGAUGUCCUCUCUAAUAGCAUCUUUUCGAAAAAUAUAAAUAUCAUAGCAAUGACUGAGGUAGAAGCACGAGCAGCUAGAUGCGGCAGACGACAGAAAACCAGUCUCUAUCUGACUGACAUGUCACGCGAAUCCACCAUGGUUCAAGCUCUCCAGGAGGCUGAGGAAGAAUUCAUGAACGCUCUACAACAGCAGAAUGCACGAGUAACGAAUGAUGUUGACUUAACUGAUGAGGAAGAUAUCAACAAUGAACCCCCACGGAAGUAUUGGGAACCACAGGAAAUAAAAAUCAGAUUAUAUUUGCGGGAAUGCGAAAGAUUAAAGGUGAUUCCAGUGAGUGCGUAUCUAAAACAAGCAACCAAGAAUUUUCUCAAAGUGAAACAUUAUAACAUGGGACCGAACGGGGCCAAAGCUCUUUCUGCCGCACUCUUGCUCGAUACAACUAUAUCAUAUCUGGAUAUAGAAGGCAAUUCGAUCACCUCGAUGGGACUCUCCAGUAUCAAAGAGGCCCUGUCAGAAAAUAUGUAUAUUACGUAUUUGAAUAUUGCGGACAACCAACUGUUGAGCCGGGGUGCUGAGCUUAUUGGUGAGAUGAUGGCACAUAAUCAUGUAUUGGAGGUGUUCGAUGUGUCCAAAAAUGGAUUUCGAGAUUCGGAUGCACACAUUUUCGCAAAAAUCAUCAGCGAAAACAGAACUUUGAAAGAAUUAAUUCUUGCCGGUAAUGAAUUCGAAGAACGUGCUGGAACCGAAUUUGGAGCAGCCUUGGCUUCAAAUGAAAUUCUUGAGAGACUUGAUAUAAGCUGGAAUCAUAUACGGAAGAAAGGGGCUGUUGACUUUGCUCAAGGAGUAAAGGAGAAUAUAGGAUUAAAGAAACUAAAUGUGAGUUUUAACGGGUUUGGUACUGAAGGAACAGCUUACAUGGGCCAAGCUUUAGCAGCAAACUCCACCCUUCUUGAACUGGAUAUGACAAAGAACCGGAUCACCAACAUCGACCUGGCAAUACUCACAAAACAAAUGGCGCAAAAUGAGACCCUUCAGAUUUUACGGAUUGGAGACAACCUAUUUAAUGCACUAGGUGCUAUGGGAAUACUCCGAGCUGUGCUAGCUUUAGAAACAUCGUCAAUCCAAGUACUGGACUUUGGGACUAUGUGUGUGGACCAGUGUUUUCUAAUAGUACUUAAAGAACUACAAGAAGUAAAAGAUGUAAAGGUGAUACAUGGUAGAAUACAGAAUGUGUAUUUGGAUAGAGACAUGAUGCCUGUCCCGGAAAACCCUGACCAAGCUCUUACUGAAUACACUGGAACAACACCAGGUUUUAGUGAAAUAGACAGAAAUGAAAAAGGUAGAACUUAUGUAGUAGAAGAACUCGACAAAAAUGGUGAUGAUGAAAUAGGUGAUAAGGAAGGCAAUAAGGGUGAAGAAGAUGAAAAAAGAACAGAAAACAAUGGUGAAGUGAAAGAGAGUGAAAAAACUGCAGACAGUGUAGAAGAUGAGAAGGGAGAAAAAGAGGAAGGUAUUGAGUUUGAUGAAAAGAAACUAGAUGAUGAGGUGGAGGCAGUAACUGGUAAACCUGAGCCUGAGAAGAAGGUUCAGAAAGCUCUUGCUGAUGACAGGGGAAGUGCAGGCACUCUCACUCCAGAUAUAUAGGUGAAGAUAAACCAUUUCAUUUUAUCAGUGAUGCAAGGCAAAGUUCUGGAAUGGUAACCUCUGAAACUGAAUCAAUUAUUUCUGAUCGCAGGAGAAGAUUCAUACUGAUUCAUAUUUGGUGAAUAUGGAAGGAUCAUUUAAAUUCCAAUUUACUCCAGUAAUUUAGUCUUUCCUAUAUAUCAAAAGAACUGGAUGGGCGGUUACAUAAUAGAAAAUAUUUGCAAUGAAAGUGCUCUGCACCUGGUGCAUUAUAAAUGAUUAUAGGCAUCAUAUGUGAUGUUGGAAUCUGUUACAACAUAAAUGUAGUGUAUCAUUUUUGUUGAGAUUUGGUAGAGCAGAAACUUUUGCUAGAGAGAUGGUCAUUUUUUUCCAUCAACACAGAAAAUGUUUUGUAAUUUUCCAACCUAGUAUAUUGCCAUUUUCCUUGUUGAUAAUAGAAACACCUGUUGGCACUGUU
Mercenaria mercenaria is the source of this 2361-nucleotide messenger RNA. RefSeq names its product leucine-rich repeat-containing protein 74B-like. The record is from RefSeq and is a predicted model, not a curated record. NCBI's taxonomy places the organism in Eukaryota, Metazoa, Mollusca, Bivalvia, Venerida, Veneridae. Bases 309 to 1904 code for a protein of 531 amino acids. The transcript has 12 exons. Gene Ontology annotation, molecular function: protein binding.